Molecule: messenger RNA, 486 nt
Organism: Adineta steineri
Lineage: Eukaryota; Metazoa; Rotifera; Eurotatoria; Adinetida; Adinetidae
Source: the annotation of a GenBank genome assembly
AUGAAUGAUCGUUACACUGGUAAUGUUACAAAUCUUGAUUAUGAGAAUGUAUCAGAAAAUGAUUCCAUAAAUAUUUUGGAUGACCAGUUCAAAAAUUGUAUGGAAAUUCUUAUUGCUCAAUGUAUCGGUGCUAUUCCAAAGAAUUAUUCCAUAGAAUAUCAACGAUUAUCAGCUUAUGCUUAUUAUCCACCGUUAAAUGCUCAACAACUUCAUAAACUUGCAAUUGAAAAUAUUACAUCUGAUGAAAUAGAACGUCGUAUAAAUGAAGAAGUUUAUAAACAAUUAGAAUUCAGUUUUGAAAAGACAAUGAUUCAUUGGAAUUCAAUUGUUCAAACAACAGCUAAACGAUAUGUAUCAAAUUCUGUUGAAAAAGCUGUGGAAACAAUACGAAGAGCAUUAUUAGAAAAUAUUAAUCAAGAAAAUCAAAAUACAAAUAUAAUUGUUCAACGUUUUAUAUUAGAUAAUAAUCAAUUAAAACUUGUCUAG